Messenger RNA from Gryllus bimaculatus (two-spotted cricket), 757 nucleotides. The record is from the annotation of a GenBank genome assembly. Lineage: Eukaryota; Metazoa; Arthropoda; Insecta; Orthoptera; Gryllidae.
UUUAUAUCGAAGGAAGCUUAUUAUACGGUACACGCUCGAUCACACCACAUCGAACAUCUGACGCGGGGAGCGCAGGAGGCAACAACCGUAUGGACACCAUUCGCAUGACAGACAAACGUUACUCUUUGAUAUUCAGUACCGACCGCCUUCCGUGGGCAUUGCGCCAAGUUCCUCACUGCGCCAGUCGAUUCGUCGUGGUUCAGUGUUGGUGGGCGUAUUACUGCAGAGCGUGGUGCGGCAUCGUAUUUGCGUUUUGAUCUGAUUCCAGUCUCAGCCAAAACUUCACCAUGUCUCUCGAAGAGCAAUUUCAACAAGCUGCAGAGGAUGUGAAGAAACUGGCCAAAACCCCUUCAGAUGAUGAACUUCUUGAAAUCUAUGCUUUAUUCAAGCAAGGCACAGUUGGUGAUGUCAACACCGCUAGACCAGGAAUGUUGGAUUUCAAAGGAAAGGCCAAGUGGGAUGCUUGGGAUUCAAAGAAAGGCAUGUCAACCGAUGCAGCUAAAGAGGCUUACAUUGCAAAAGUGAAGCAGCUGAUAGAAACAUAUGGAAAGAACUGAAUUAUAUCUCUGUAAGAAGUUUCUCUGUUGUGAGAAAUGGGGCACAUCCUAUUACUGUGUACACAAGUGUGAAUGCUCAAUUAUAUGCAACUUAAAUACUGUAUAGAAAAUGCCCAACUUUACUGUUUUUGGAUUUUUAUAAUAUCUUGUACUGGCAAGAAAAAUUAAACUAUUGAAUAAAUCUUUUUUUAAAGUUUGUA